GAGUCUUCUCACAACACUACUAGCACACGAAAUUCACUCAUUUCCGCACAGCCUUCCUCUAUCACCAACACAGUAGUAUUUCACCGCUUUCCACACUUCACGCGGCAAACAAUUAUGGAGAGAAUGUUCGAAGAAGAUGAGAUUGAGCUCUGCAGUGAAGGUUUUCAAGAAGAACGAUAGUGAUGAUACAGUUCUGGACGUUGUUGUUGAUGAGGUCUAUGAGAAUGAAGCAGACGAUGCUAAAGAUGAUCGCGCAGGGACAAAUCCAAUUUCAAAAAUUUUUGCCGUACAACGUCACUACGAGCCGCUCUUGGUUGGGCCAGAGCGACACUUUGAGAGCAGAAAAUUGCAAUUCGAGACUAGGAUCGUGCCAGGUAACAGACAAUCCCAAGGCGAAGCGAUCAUCGAUAUCAUACGACUCGCUACGCGCAAACUUCAUCCAGAUUGCCAAAUUGAGUACAUACCAUUUAAGUAUCUUCGGCUACAUAAGCCUUCGACGAUGCUUACGGAGGCGGAAUAUAGGGCGUUGAAUGCUUUUGCACGCCUUUGGAAUAGCUAUUGA
This is a messenger RNA of Meira miltonrushii, 562 nucleotides long. RefSeq lists its product as uncharacterized. The transcript has a single exon. The coding region runs from base 137 to 562 and encodes 141 amino acids. NCBI's taxonomy places the organism in Eukaryota, Fungi, Basidiomycota, Exobasidiomycetes, Exobasidiales, Brachybasidiaceae. The record is from RefSeq and is a predicted model, not a curated record.